GAAUAUAAGUGGGAGUCUGGGUUGCAUAGUUCGCAAUGAGCUGGAUUUGUCUUUCAAUUCAAGGUUUAUGACUCUGUAUUCAGAUGAACACAUUUACUACCUGCAUUAUAUAACUACUGACAAGCUGUGUGCUCUAGUGAGGAAGACUGGUCUUGUACCACUUUGGCACGGCCCGUAUAAUGUAUUCAGACCACCGUUGUGGUUUAUAAUCAUGGGAGUGUUAGUAUUAAUAAGUGGUAUCAUGUGGGUGUAUGCCAUCAUCAACAGAACAAUUACCGGCCAAAAAGUGAUGGCAUACUGGUACUACCUGCUCAUUGCUGUAAUGACGACAAUGAUUGGAUGCUCACCUAUGAAGAAUAGAUCUAUGAUCAUUAUAAGGAGUGCAUGUUUAAGUGGUUCCAUAUUAUUUCUGGCUGUUUAUCAGGGUCACACAAGUCGAGUCUAUACAACGCUGAAACAUUUCGAAAGAAUAAGUACCUUGGAUGAUCUUUACUCAUUUGGCGCCAUCUUAUACACGACUCCCGGAAUGCGACAAUUCACGAGACAGUUGCAGCGUCCAGGAAACAAACUAGAAGAAGACUUUUUUAAUAGAUCUCGUUUGAUACUCAACGAAAGAAUUGGAAUUACUCUGGAAAUUCCGAGGGCCACAACCCUGGAUAGGAAAUCAGACGCAGAGAUGAAAAUCCUCGAACACUUCUCCGAUAGAGAGGGAAGACCACUUAUCGAUAUAGUCGAUGAAUGUUUUAUGACUUAUUUCUUGUCCUACAUUACACGAUCAGGAUUCCCGUUCUUCGAGGAGAUACAAAUAUUUACACAACGUCUUCUAGAAGCCGGUCUACCGACGAAGUACUACAAAUGGACUCAACAAAUGCUGAAUAUCCCAACAUCAUUGCCGGAAACCCGUAGUGAACCGCGGCCUUUCUCUAAAAUUAAGUUGAAAGACCAACGUGUGGCAUUUUUCGUACUAUUUGCGGGCUCUGCUUUUUCUAUUAUUGUAUUUGCUAUUGAAAUAUUUAAAGGCCCUCCCGUAGAAUUUUAGGACUCUCCCAAGUUUGAAAUGUAUGUGUACUCGCACUAGUAAGACAUAAACUUAGAAGUAAAAAUAUUUGAGAGCACCGUGUAUCUUAGACAUAGUUUUGUCCUUUCAACAUACUCCAUUAUUGAUAUUGUGAAAAAACAUGUCACCUAUAAUUCGAAAGUAAAUAAUUUAUGUACCUAUGUGCUUCGAUAAUAAAUAUAAAUGUGUGCUAUGAA
This is a messenger RNA of Helicoverpa zea (corn earworm), 1254 nucleotides long. RefSeq lists its product as uncharacterized. The transcript is spliced from 4 exons. The record is from RefSeq and is a predicted model, not a curated record. Lineage: Eukaryota; Metazoa; Arthropoda; Insecta; Lepidoptera; Noctuidae. Bases 68 to 1039 code for a protein of 323 amino acids.